CUUUCCUUUAUUUCUUCUUUCCCACAAAGAGAGAAAAAAUACCCGACAAAGAAAAAAAAGAAUUGCCAUGCCCAGCGUAGAUGAAUUGAAAGAAGCCUUCGCCUUUGCCGGCAAAGACAUCAAAGCGCGUGAGAAAGCGGUUGAGCAUUAUGCACUUCGAGACUCGGAGGACUGGUAUUACUAUUCUGGUCUCAUUAUUCUCCAAAGGCUCGCGGACGAGGUUAAUUCCAAGGACAAUAAAGACCCAAGGGACCCAACCGCAGAAGAACGCGAACUUAUGAACUGCUUUCAUAAGCACCUGACGGGCUACGAAGCAAAACUCAAGUUGAGAACAUCCAAUGCCAAGUAUGACAACAGAUACAAAGCACUCCAGAGCCGCUACUAUGUCCUGGUCUAUUUACUUGACAAAAAGGAAUCAACACAAUUUCUUCAAGAUGCUCUUAACCUUGAUAAGAUUCCGGCCAUACAUGAUGAGGACCAGGACAAUCAGUCAACAGAUGCACAGAUACAAAAGAUUCUUCCUUCAACCUUUUCUCAGAAAAUAAUUAAUUCAGAGGAGCUUGUCUGGAAAAGUAUUUCUCAGAUAGCCAAGGAUGGAGAUUCUCUCGAUGUGGAAUACCUUGCGCUCCCUGUCUUAUCUCGCCUUAUCAAGAAACCAUUGUCGAGCUCCCAAGAGUCGGUCAUAUUCGCGAAGCUGUUGUCAUUUCCUCAGGCUUCCCAGCCAUUGGGAGGACAAGGCAUUGAUUUUACAGAGUUUAUUUGCAAAUAUCUCAGUGGAAAGGACGAAAAGUAUUUCAAAGACAAUCUUCCCGGCAUUUCGCUUGACAACCUAACAAUUGAUCAAAUGGACAUCAUCAGAAAAAGCGUCCCCUUGGUUGUUUUGUGCGAGAGCUUUCUGACUACGUAUAUAAAAAAAUUAGUACCCUUGGAAUAUUUGAAUGAGGGCUACACCAAAGCAACAGACAAUUUUUGGGAUGAUGAGAACCGUAUAUUGGAAGGUUAUCUUUCUCGUCUCUGGACAUUUGUGGAAGACUUGCCAGUACUUUAUCAGCCUCUUAAGGCAUUAAUUGGCUUUCACAAACUACGGCUUCAAAUUUCCAGAGAGAACUUUUCUGAAGCUUAUCUUCUCAAAUAUUUAGCCCUUACUCAAGGAAGAAUUCUUGAAAAUGUCAUGUCUCCUGUUCCUGGCCGCCCAGUUGACCUUAAACAAAGAUUGAGCAAAGCUACUACAAUCAAGAUCCCUUAUCUAACGAACUAUGCUACUGACUCACGUGAAGAAAAGACUACAGUCUAUGUCUAUCUUACAGGUGUUCUUACAGAAAAUCCGGAUAUGAGUCUCGAUCCAAUCUUGAAGUACCUAGACUUAAACGAUACUCUAAAGAAGCUUUAUACAACUGUGCAAUUGACCCAUCCUUUACGUCAGGGUGUUUCUUUGGAAUCCUCUAAUUCGCUUACGACUUAUGAGCUCGAUAAGCUCAUCAACGAAGUAAAGCUUGAAUUCGCUCCCUCAACAAUCAAUAUUGGUCGUAUUCUUUUGGCUGACACUCCUAUAAAGUUGAGCCUUCAACUUAAGCAAGUGGGACAUCUUACGGUGCGAGUUUAUCCUAUCGAUCUUUACAACUAUUGGCGCAUGCAUUCCAACAAAAGAGUCCUGUCAAUGAGCAAAGAAGAAAGCGCACGAUUGGACGGUCUAUGUCCAUUGUGGGAAGACACCAUUGACUUUACCAAAAAGACUGCCCUCUGUACUUGGAAAGAAUCUUUUGUUUUUGGAAAAGACCACUUGGCCUCUGACUGUGUCCAAGGGCGUGGCGCUUGGAUAAUCGAUUUUGUUGGAGAAAAUAUACAAUGUCGCGCCAUUGUUCAAAGGGGGCAUUUACGUCACUUGGUUCAAGAUACUUCUGCUGGGCAUUUGAUUCAAAUAAUUGACGAGAAUAAUAUUCCUUUGAAACAAGAUGGCAGAAUCUGGUAUGCCGAUUCGUACUAUGAGUCGGAUGCAAAUGGAAAUAUUUUGAUCCCUUACCGUGCCGGCGAGACCAAGAAUACAGAAAUACUUCUAUUGUCAAAGGAUGGAUUUUGUGAACCAGUCGCCUUUACGCAUAAGACAGAGACUUAUGAUCUGACUGCAAAGUUUUACGUUAAUCUUGAAAGUGUUCUUACAAACAGACAAGCAAAGAUGGUCGGAAUCCCACGCUUGACUAUCCACGAACAACCUGCUAGUUUGGACUUGCUUGAAAAGAUGACAUUAACUGUGACAGCCACUUCCUUAAAUGGUGUCAAGAGUUCUACUACCUCACAGUACGCUCCCCUUACGAACAAUUCAUUUGAUUAUGAAUUUACCGUUCCUGAUCUCCUGAAUACACUUGAGUUAAAAUUGACUGCCAAAGUCAAAUCCACUUCCACUCAAAGUGAUGGACAGGAAGUUGAAGUCAGCAAGGUUCUCGAAAUGAGAGCUGAAGAUAAUCCUCUGCCAAAGCCUUAUCUUCGUAUAAAUAAAAAUAACGAGUACUACAUAUGUUCCCUUGGAAAGAAUGGAGAAAUCUAUAAAAAUAAGGAAUAUACUAUAAAAUUGGAGCAUAGCAUGAUAAGAGCUCCCAUAGUUACAAACAUGCAAACGGAUGAACAUGGCAUUAUUCAUCUCGGACCGCUUGAAAAUAUCCAUUCAAUUAGCGUUGGUUCACCAGAGCUCCUUGAAAUUAAUUGGGAUAUUUUGAAAAAAUCUAACGCCGUUCUUCCUACAACUUUCAACGGAACGGCCAACACUCCUUUGAUGUUUCCGUUCGCUGAAGAAGCAAACCGUAUGUGCUCUAUUUAUCAAACCGAUGGUUCUAGUCAAGUACUCCAUGACUUUACCAACCGACUCUCUUAUGAAAAUGGUUAUUUAAAGAUUGCUGGUCUUCCAGAGGGUCGUUUUACUCUCUACCUUUACUCCCAAGGAACAAAGUACACAGUUACCAUUUGGAUCUUCAAUAGUCAGGUCUCUACUGCUUUAGCUGCGUGUGGCAGCCAUUGGUCAAACUGGAUCCUUAGUUAUAGCUUUUACGCCACCAACAGUCGAUGGUUUGCCCAUUCUCCUCUGGUUAUCUCCGAUACAACUGUAACAGAUCAAUCAAUAGUUGUGAGCUUAAAUGGAUGGUCCAAAGGGAAGACAUAUGCGCUUGUGACGACGACUGCCUUUAUCGAGACAAGAAAAAGUUUGACCAAGAGUCUUUUAACUCUUCCCACGACUAGUCCUAAAAAAUAUGCCAGUGUUCUCGAUACUCGUGCCGUAUUUAUUACAGGAUGCAAACUGAGCGACGAGUACCAGUAUAUACUGAAGAGAGCGAGGGCUGAAAAAUGGGUCGGAAGCUCUUUGGUAAAACCUUCUCUGCUACUUUAUCCAGAGGCUUUGGCUUCAGCUACAUCAGAUUAUUGUGUGGUAAAUGAAAGGGAACAUAUGUUUGCUGGAGGAGGCUAUAGGUACACAGACACGACUGAUAGUAUAAUUACAAGCGGGGUUUCACGUGGAAAAAAUCGUCGUCCCACAGAUUAUGGCUUCCUUGAUCAUCGUUAUUCAAUUCUUCGCUUGGAACCCGAUGAGGAUGGAAAAUUAAUCAUUGAUCGUGCUCACUUGGGUGACGGAAAUAUUCUUCAGUUGGCUGUCCUUUCUGGAGAGCAAAUUGUUACCAAAGAAAUGGUAUUGGAUAGUACAACCACCGAAUUGCGUUUAAAGAAUCGAUCCCAGACAAUCGAAGACUCAAAGUCUGAACAAGCAUAUGUGCGAAUUAAGUCCGUAUCAACUUUGUACCCAGAAAAUCUUGAUUCUGCUAUUCAAGACGACCCAGCAGCCCAUGCAUCGUUGCAACUUGAUGGGGGUGAACAAGAAUUUGAGGUUGUCGACAGCUUUGAAAAGUUGUUCAAUCUCUUUAAAGUACUCUCCAAUGCGGAAAUCAACACUAGUCUUGAAAAGUUCAAGUUUCUACUCACUUGGCCAUCUCUUUCUCUAAAAAAGAAAUUGGAUCAUUACAAUACAAAUGUUUGUCAUGAACUCAACUUGUGGCUAAAGCAUAAAGAUGUAUCAUUCUUUGAACAUAAUGUUAAGCCGUUUAUCAAGAGCAAGGUUACUACAUCGUUUAUGGAUUUGUAUUUGGUUGAUGAAGAUUUAAAUGAAUAUGCAGAUAGUCUUUACUUGUACAACAAUUUAAAUAUGAUUGAGAAGGCCUUUCUGGCCAAGCGUGUACCUGGUCAUUUUGAUUCCAUUCUUCGUUCAUUUGAGGACGCGUCUACAGCUCCAAAUGAAGCAUCUGAGGAUAUAGGAUUCGACACAGUCAUGUCUAGUAACGCACUUAACCAGCAACCAGCUCAAGGUGAAAUUCAAAAAAGCUCGAUGAACUAUUUUCUCCGUUCAGCUAUACCUCAAUCUGCCAUGUUUGCCAGCGCUCCAAUGAUGGGUGCAGCACUGGGUAAAGGUGGUGCAAGGCGUGAUCGUAAGAUUUUGCCUCAAGACGAGUCUGAUGAUGAUAUGGGCUUUGCGGACGACUUCUACGACAAUCCCUCAAAUACCGUGGUUGAAGAGUACGCAGUUGUGAGAGAGACUGUUGUGGAGGAGAAUGAUGAUGAUCAAAUCCAAGAUGAUAAAAAAAAGUUAGAUGAAGAUGCUCUGCGUGCUAGAUCGGCUAAACAGCAGAUAAAGGUACCUUAUUCAUUUGUCAAGCCAACAAAAGAAUGGGAAGAGAAGGGUUAUUACAAUGGUCUCCCAAGUUUUGGACAAUCCAACAAUUCAUUCUGGGUAGAUUAUAUUAAGUCUACAAGAGCUGUAUUUUUGUCCAAGAACUUUUUGGUAGCUAUCAAUAACUUUACAGAGAUUAUGGCCGCGUUAUCUGUAAUGGAUUUGCCUUAUGCUGUGGAUGCCCAGUGGAAAUGCAAGAGUGAUUCAAACAGUGGUGCUCUUUCCAUUAUAUCUGCAAAACCUUGCUUAGUUUUCCACCGUACAUUGAAAGCAACAAAUAGCAUUGCACCUACCAACCCAAUUGUUUUGCUUGGCCAAGGCAUAUUUAAUAAAUCAGCUCAACACAGCUCUCGAGAAGAUAUUACUAUGAUUAACCCAACUGAUUUAACAGCUGCUACAGAAUAUAGCUGGCAUCUUGUUGUGAGCAACAUUUCUUCAAAGUCAUUCACGUGUGAGGCCACGCUACAAAUUCCUUCUGGGGCAGUACCUAUUGAAGGAACUCCUUAUUGUCAAUCGAAAUUCAUUGCUUUGCGACCUUAUUCUACAUGGGAGAGCGUCAUUGGUAGCUUCUACUUUCCACACGCUGGAAACUUUACGCAGCUACCUAUCACUAUUACUGACAGUUCAAAAUUGCUGAACAAGAGCCAGCCGAUAAGCCUUUCAGUGUCAGAGCCCGGUCUUUUUAUCAACCAGAAAUUAGGAACUUCAAAUAUUCCUUGGUCAGUUGUAGCCAGCAAAAUGAAGAAUGAAGAUGUGUUGGAUUACUUGUCACAAUACAAGAAGCUUGACGAACUUAAUUUCGGUUUGAUUACUUGGCGUAUGUCCAACAAGGCAUUUGCUCGCAAAGUAUUUGACGUUUUGGGUGGCCAGAGACGUUACCAUACCGGUAUAUUGUGGCAGUAUGGCCUCACCCAUGGAUUUUUGGACAUUAUCAGACAGCUAAUUCAGAUAUAUGCUGAUGGAGGAAUCAUUCCACACAUUGGAAAAGCAUUUGUUUCACCUCUUUUGUGCACCAGUAUUCUGACAAAAGAUACUAUAAAUGUUCUUGACUACUAUCCAAUUAUCAGCGCACGGGCCCACAGUCUUGGAACAAAAGUAGAAAUCUUGAACACACGAUUCUCAUCCCAGUACAAUGACUUCCUCGGAUAUUUGUGCGACAAAUCCGCUCCCAGUACUUCUGACCUUUUGGUUCUUGGCGUAUACUUGCUAUUACAAGACCGCAUAGGAGAGUCUCAUAGAGUCUACAACCGUAUCUUACAAGAGCUUUCCGGGAAAAUAAAAAUCCCGGGUGCCACCACACCUGAAUCUAAUGUGCAGCUUGAUUAUCUUGGCGCUUACCUGCAGACUCGUUUGUUGGAGAGUCAGGUGUCCCAAAACCCAGAAUCUGUUGAUCUGAAUGGAGUUCGUAAAAUUGCUCAAAAGUAUCGCACCUGUGGAAAUCUGCGCUGGCGUGCACUGUUUGCUAGUUUGGAAGAUUUUGUGGAUGAAGUUGAUGGCAUGACAAGUAGUGAGGAUCGUACAGGCUCGAAUAUUACAUCCGAACGUCGGCAAGAACGGGCACUACAUACUGAGCCUGUACUAGAUAUGGAAGUAAAUGAAAAGGAUGGUCUGGUGGUUCACUAUGCCAAUAUGACGGACCUACAAGUCAACUAUUACAAAACCAAUGUUGAGGUUGUGUUCUCUGGAAGCCCAUUUAUGGCGAAUGAGGCCAAGCAAUCUGGAUGCCAACAAGGGUCGGGUCAUUCAUUAGAAUACGGAUGGGUGAAACCUAAUUACACCGAAAAUUACACAUUGGAGAGCAAUGACGAUUGUGUUAUGAAGGAAGUACAAGGCGACGAAGACUUUGAUAUGAUUGGUGUCAACCGAAUUAAGAUGAAAACAAAGAUCAUUCCCCUUCCUCAGCAUCUGAUUAGUACGAAUGUUAUGGUAGAGGUUACUGGAAGUGGAUUGCGCCGUAGCCAGACUUUCUUUGCCCAUCAAUUGACUGUCCAUAUCGUCGAGCCGUUUGGUGUUGUUCGUGUAGCCCAAAAGCAAACCAAGCGACCACUGGCGGGCGUCUAUGUUAAGGUGUACUGUCGCUCCAAUGGCAAGAAGGAGGCUAAAUUCUGGAAAGAUGGCUACACUGGAUUGAAUGGUGUGUUUGACUAUGUUAGUGUGACAGAAGGAAAUGAAUUGGUGGGAACCGACAGAGCUUCGUCUGGCCAAGAGUCGCUUUCUGAUCUGAUAAAGAAGAUCAAUAGGUUUAGCAUAUUGAUUUCAAGUGAAAAAGAUGGUUCUGUAGUAAAGGAAGCUUAUCCUCCUUCUUAACAAAAAAAAAGUUAUAUUAACUCAGUGACUUUUAACAUAGCAAAGUUAAGCUUAUAAAUAAAAUAUGUAUUGACACAUGUGUGUAUGUG
Molecule: messenger RNA, 7101 nt
Organism: Phycomyces blakesleeanus NRRL 1555(-)
Lineage: Eukaryota; Fungi; Mucoromycota; Mucoromycetes; Mucorales; Phycomycetaceae
Exons: 17
Coding region: 68-7012 (2314 amino acids)
Source: RefSeq, a predicted model, not a curated record